Molecule: messenger RNA, 1827 nt
Organism: Penicillium robsamsonii
Lineage: Eukaryota; Fungi; Ascomycota; Eurotiomycetes; Eurotiales; Aspergillaceae
Exons: 2
Coding region: 1-1827 (608 amino acids)
Source: RefSeq, a predicted model, not a curated record
AUGGCUUCCCUUUCAUCCUCGAAUACUUCAGAAAAGCCAUCAGAGGCCUCGUUGCCCCUUGGUAUCUUCUCUCCUCCACGGAAUUCCUACGAAUGGAAGAGAGCCCUUGCCAAUGUGAAAUGGCUAUGUUUCAACCACCAAUACAAACAAUGUGUCUUGCGUUGCAAUCAGCUCAUAGACACCGCGUCCAAUCCGCUCCAUCCGAUCCGUGCGACCUACCUCCACUAUUAUGCAGCCACCUCAUAUGAGUAUAUGGGACGAGCAGCUCACAUCUUUUCGGCUGUCAAAGUCCCGCUUCUGACUUCUGCCAUGGAGCAGUUUCAGACUGCCUAUGAAUCUUUGCCAGCCGCUAUCCCGCUGCCGGUUCUGAAUCCCAACCAGACAUACUCGCCAGUUACUUUUCUCCAUUCGCCUAACUCGUCUCCUCGGUCUUCUGUGACUACUGUUGUAUGGAGUCCACCUUUGUUGGACCGUGAUGUUGCUCCAGGUCCUGGUCCUGGUCCGAAUUCUGAAGCUCUGUCAGUUGAGAAUCUGUCGGCUCAUAAUGCUGGGCUGGCUCGCACACCUCCUUCGCCUGUCCCUUUUCCUUCUUCCUCUUCCAACUCGACUAUUACCACUGCUUUCUGUGUCACACCACCUCCUGCUGCUCGGGAAGUCUCACGUCUUGACUAUGAUGCUCCUCCUCCGGCUUUUCAUAUUCCACCUCCAACGCGCAAGCCCCCUCCUCCACCAAGCGAUGUUUCUCCUCGCCCAGCUACGAGAGACCAAUUGAUCUCUUUUAAUAGUGACAGAGAUGGGCUUCCCAGCGGGGGAUCUAUCGUCCGAAGCAUUGCCCUAAUGAUUGAUAGCUCUAUUAUGGCGGGAGGCGACGACCCUUUUGUGACCCGCACGCCGCCAAAACCUCGCAUCCCAAAUCAGCCACCAAUGCGUCUGUCUCCGAUCAAGUUUCCAGCUGGACUUGAGGAUCCAGUAAAGCGUAGCGCGCUUAUCCCACCCCCACUUGCAAUCCGGAAGAGCUCCGGUGAAGUGCACAUGUGCAACAGCUCUACAAUGGUAACCUGCAGAGAUCCAGAGCAGGAGACAUCCAAGUCUGAGGUGAAUCGACCUGUCCGAGCUCGCCCUCCCCGGCUGCCCUUGAAGAUAAACCCAACGGGGCACCUGAAUGCUAACACAGAGAAGACAAACUUUCUAACCCUAGCACCGCAGCCUAAGUGUCUAGGUCCCGUCCUCCCUUCGCCCAUGACCACGCCUCCACCAACACCCACCCCCAUCUUGAGAAAAAAGGUCCCCUUCCUAGGUUCGCCAUUUACCAGCCGCGCAGGCUCGCCUGAGCAGAAAAGCACCAAGUGGCUCUCAUCGCGGUCCACAAAGCCUUCCCCCGCACCUGUCAGCGCCGCGCGCGUCGCCCAGAUCAAUGAGUUCAACAGCGCCGUUAAGUGGCUCCGUGAGCACAUUCCCGCCGACGUUACCGGGCUCCGCAAGCAGAUCAAGCAUGUCGCGGACCUUCAGCAGGCUCGUCGCUCUCGCAAUACGACCAUGGCCCGCUCUGCCUCCUUCUGGACUUUUUCUCCCGUCAAGUCUAAUCCCGGUGAACCACAGGAACCUCCUGUGAUCGAGGGACCUAACAUUGAUGGGUAUGGAAACGUUAUUCGGAUUGAGACUAAGGUGCAGCGCAUUAAGCGCCUCAGGGAAGAGAAUUGGAGGAUUGGUAUUCGGUCAAAGCAUAGUCUCUGGAAGGGAACUGAGUACUAUGACCAGCUUUGCCAAACUGCUUUGGCCGAGCUUGGUGAGACGGGUUAUGGAUCUCGCGAAUGGUUCAAGCGGUGA